Neomonachus schauinslandi (Hawaiian monk seal) is the source of this 1100-nucleotide messenger RNA. It is a transcript of the gene HPGDS, whose product is annotated as hematopoietic prostaglandin D synthase. NCBI's taxonomy places the organism in Eukaryota, Metazoa, Chordata, Mammalia, Carnivora, Phocidae. Bases 345 to 944 code for a protein of 199 amino acids. The transcript has 6 exons. The record is from RefSeq and is a predicted model, not a curated record. Gene Ontology annotation, biological process: glutathione metabolic process. Gene Ontology annotation, molecular function: glutathione transferase activity.
CUAUGGUGUAAGGUUUUUAAACAUAGAUGAGCAUGUACCAAUAGGCACACAUCGGCACCUAUAACUUUGAUUUUAUCAACGGAAUGCAAAUAUGUUAGGUUAUUAUUUACACACAGAGAUCCUAUAAAAUGCCAAGAAGAACCAGAAGUCUUUGCAGGAUUGGACUGUUUGGCAGGCAUAUCUCAUCUAAGAAAUGAAGGAAGAGACUUAGGGGGAAGUAAGUUGCUCCGUCUCUCAUUGGCUUGUGAUUGUCCCUUACUCAUCAUAUAAACCCAAGAUGCAGUCACUGAUGAGAGCAUAGAAGAUACUAGAGACUCCACAGAGACGUAGCACAAAAUCUUACCAUGCCAAACUACAAACUCAUUUAUUUUAAUAUGAGGGGGAGAGCGGAAAUUAUUCGUUACAUAUUUGCUUAUUUGGACAUAAAAUAUGAAGACCACAGGAUAGAACAAGCUGAUUGGCCUGAAGUCAAAUCAACUCUUCCAUUUGGUAAAAUCCCCAUUUUGGAAGUCGAUGGACUUAACCUUCACCAGAGCCUGGCAAUAGCAAGAUACUUGGCCAAAAACACAGAUUUGGCUGGAAAAACAGAAUUGGAACAAUGUCAAGUUGAUGCGAUUGUGGACACACUGGACGAUUUCAUGUCACGUUUUCCUUGGGCAGAGAAAAAACAAGAUAUAAAAAAUCAAGUGUUUAAUGAGCUACUUACAUAUGAUGGACCUCAUCUGCUGCAAGAUUUGGACACAUACUUAGGGGAAAAGGAGUGGCUUACUGGUAACUCUGUAACUUGGGCAGAUUUCUACUGGGAAAUUUGCAGUACCACACUUUUGGUCUUUAAACCUGACUUGUUGGACAUCCAUCCCAGGCUGGUAACAUUACGGAAGAAAGUUCAAGCCAUUCCUGCUAUCGCUGACUGGAUACAACGAAGGCCCCAAACCAAACUCUAGGUAAUGUGUGCUGCCUCUAAGCUUUGUUAUUCGCAGCAUCACUUCCAUCAGAUAAGAAGCUAUGUCAGCCUGCCAUGGAAUCUACACACUCCCCUCCGCAGCUCCACCAACUCUUUCACUUUUGCCAUAUUCUGUUUUAAAAAAAAAAAGAGGGGG